AUGCAGGCGCUGGCACGGGCGGCGCGGGGGCUCUGGCCGGCAGCGUCGGAGGCUGCAGCCGCGGGAAGGGGAUACUGCGGGCAGGUGCAGCCGUCGCGGGGGAUCAUGGUGCAGGUGAGGGACGGCAACCUGGAGCGGGCGCUCCAGGUGAUGGAGCGCAAGAUGCGGUCGAGCGGCAUCGAGCGGCUGAUCAAGCGCCGGACGGAGCACCACGUCAAGAACUCCGAGAAGCGCGUGCUCGCCCACAAGGCGCUCAUGGCGCGCGUCCGCUCCCAGGAGCUCGGCAAGAAGCUCCGCGAGAUCCUCAUCAAGAAGAUCAGGGGUCAGUGAGAGCAUAUCUGAGUGCGCUGCAUUUUUCAGCAACACUCAUUGUAC
This is a messenger RNA of Lolium rigidum, 375 nucleotides long. RefSeq lists its product as uncharacterized. Gene Ontology annotation, cellular component: ribosome. Gene Ontology annotation, biological process: translation. NCBI's taxonomy places the organism in Eukaryota, Viridiplantae, Streptophyta, Magnoliopsida, Poales, Poaceae. The transcript has 2 exons. The coding region runs from base 1 to 330 and encodes 109 amino acids. The record is from RefSeq and is a predicted model, not a curated record. Gene Ontology annotation, molecular function: structural constituent of ribosome.